This is a messenger RNA of Acipenser ruthenus (sterlet), 3280 nucleotides long. RefSeq names its product zinc-binding protein A33-like. Lineage: Eukaryota; Metazoa; Chordata; Actinopteri; Acipenseriformes; Acipenseridae. Gene Ontology annotation, molecular function: protein binding; zinc ion binding. The record is from RefSeq and is a predicted model, not a curated record. The transcript is spliced from 6 exons. Bases 528 to 1943 code for a protein of 471 amino acids.
GAGAGGUUUCUUUUGUUGAUGUGUGGAGAGGUGGUUGCAGUCAGUGAUGAUUUUACAACACGCUGUCUCCUGCUGUUUAAAGUAUUGAGGUUAAAACUGAUUUCAGGCAGAAAAAAAACCUAAAGAGAAGUACAUUCAGGCAUGAAUGUGUCUGCUUCAUCAAGUCAUAAGCAAAGCUGCAGGAGUUGAUACUUGACUCAAACAGUCCAGCCUCGCCCACCUGAGGAAUCUGCAGCUUGAAAUACAGGUAUGAUCAGGAAGCACAGAAGAGGGACUCGAUUUAUUAUUUAAACGUUACAUUUAGGAAUCCCUUUUGAAUUGAAGGAGAAAGGAUUAUAUUAUCAAAACAAACAUUCUGAAAUUGCAGAAAAGGAAGAUCAUACUCAAAUAAAUGUGCCAUACAGCAUUACAGUAUGUUCUAAUCUACAGGCUUUCACGGAACUCGUUGUGAAAGUGAAAGAAGUUUCAGGUUGUGGAUUUUGACAAGAGCCGUUACAGAGAGCAAGGCAGGGUGUGACUCUACAGAAAUGACAGCAAACACUUCUCGUCUGGAAGCAGAGCUUUCCUGCGCUGUGUGCUGUGAGAUUUUCAAGGAUCCUGUAACUCUUCAUUGUAACCACAGCUUCUGUAAAGCAUGUCUGGAUCAGUGCUGGAAAGAGAAGAGAGCUCGGGAGUGUCCGGUGUGCAGGACGAGGGCUUCAAUGGGGCAGCUUCCACCUAAUUUUGCACUCAGGAAUAUUGUGGAGUCCUACUUAAAAGAACACAGUCACAAACCUACAGCACCUCCUGCAAUACUCUGCAGUCUGCAUGAGGAGAAACUGAAGGUAUUCUGUUUGGAUGAUAAAGAGGCGAUCUGUCUUGUUUGUCAAAUAUCAAAGAAACAUGAAAAUCAUAAGUGCCGCCCAGUCGAGGAGGCAGCACAGGAUUAUAAGGGAGAACUCAAGACUGCGCAGAAGCCCUUGCAGGACAAGCUGGAAUCAUUUAAUAAAGUUAAAGAAGAAUGUGAUAAAACAGCAGAGCACAUCAAGAAACAAGCCCAGCAAACAGAGAGGCAGAUAAAGGAGGAGUUUGAGACACUUCACCAGUUUCUACGAGAUGAAGAAAAGGCCAGGAUAGCUGCACUGAGGGGGGAAGAGGAGCAAAAGGGAAGAAUCAUAAAAGAGAAGAUUAAAAAACUUACAAGAGAAAUCUCAUCCCUUUCAGACACAAUCCGAGGGAUAGAACAGGAGCUGGAAGCUGAAGACAUCUUCUUCCUGCAGAAGUACAAAGACACAAAGAGAAGAGCCGAGUGCACACUGCAGGAUCCACAGUGUGUUUCAGGAGCGCUGAUAGAUGUAGCCGAGCACCUGGGCUCUCUGAAGUACAAAGUGUGGGAGAAGAUGCUGGGGAUUGUUCAAUACACUCCAGUGACUCUGGAUCCCAACACAGCACACCCUGCUCUGAUACUGUCUGAGGAUCUAACAAGUGUGAGACUCAGCAAUGAGAGACAGCAGCUUCCUCACAACCCACAGCACUUUGAUCGCUGUGUCAGUGUGCUGGGCUCUGAGGGGUUCACCUCAGGGAAACACUGCUGGGACGUGGAAGUAGGGAACAAACCUGACUGGGAUCUGGGUGUGACAAAAGAGUCCAGCCAGAGGAAAGGGAGCAUCACUCCGAACCCAGGAGCAGGAUACUGGACUAUAGCCCUGAGGGGUGGGGAUCAGUACAAGGCAGGGACCUCACCAGAGACACGACUCACUCUGGAGAAGAAACCCCAGAAGAUCAGAGUUCAGCUGGACUGUGACGGAGGGGAGGUGACAUUCUUUGACCCCAGUGAUAUGAGACCCAUCUACACUUUUAAACACAGACUUACUGAGAGAAUGUUUCCAUAUUUCUGGUCUGGCUUCCCAAACUCUGCCCCCCUCAGAAUCUGCCCCGUGAAGGCAGUUAUAAAACUGGACUAGCCCGAUGUGUUCAGGAUGAACAAUAGGGCUGUAUAAUAAUAAUAAUAAUAAUAAUAAAUAAUAAUAAUAAUAAUAAUAAGACUGACCCUGCUGGCUGCUGCACACUGAUAGGGCUGUAUAAUAUUAUUAUUAUUAUUAUUAUUAUUAUUAUUAUUAUUAAGACUGACCCUGCUGGCUGCUGCACACUGAUAGGGCUGUAUAAUAAUAAUAAUAAUAAUAAUAAUAAUAAUAAUAAGCCUGUGACCCUGCUGGCUGCUGCACACUGAUAUGGCUGUAUUAUAAUAAUAAUAAUAAUAAUAAUAAUAAUAAUAAUAAUAAGCCUGUGACCCUGCUGGCUGCUGCACACUGAUAGGGCUGUAUAAUAAUAAUAAUAAUAAUAAUAAUAAGCCUGUGACCCUGCUGGCCGCUGCACACUGAUAGGGGUGUAUAAUAAUAAUAAUAAUAAUAAUAAUAAUAAUAAGCCUGUGACCCUGCUGGCCGCUGCACACUGAUAGGGGUGUAUAAUAAUAAUAAUAAUAAUAAUAAUAAUAAGCCUGUGACCCUGCUGGCCGCUGCACACUGAUAGGGGUGUGAGGGGUGGCAGUGACAGGUGAAGAGUUUCACUGAAGCUCAUUUCCUCCUGGGUUAAAGGGUUCACCAGUAAACCAGUAAGAACAGGAUCAGGUUGUGUGGUUUCCUGAAGGUGCUGGGGGGGGUCACUGGUAUAAUAUCAUGUCACUCUGACUGCAGCCAAUAGAAACACAGGAAAUACAUCAUUCUUGCUGACUGCUCAACACCACCCGUGUGGAGGAGCUCAGAUUAAAAGGACGCUGGCUGCAGUCAACUCUUCAUAAUUAAUGUCAAUUUUCUGAAUCUAAUAAAAUUAUGAUACCACAAUGUUUAUGAUAUUGUAUCUGUUUAUGAUAGAUGUAUCUAAGAUUGGUAAUAACCAUGGGUUUAAAACAUGAUCUAGCCUUUAAUUUUUAUUUUGUAUUUCCAGUGUUUAAUUCCCCUUUGAAUGGGGUGAAGCCCAUUUCUCAUAUAUAUAUAUUAUUUUAUUGUGUAAAAGAAGUCAUCUUGUGAAGUUGGGUUCUCUAUCAUUUAUAAAGGAGAGGUUUAGUAAAGUCUAUAAAAAUGAUUUCCCCUCAGAAAUCAAAUGAAUAAUGAAAUGUAUUGCUUAAUUGCUUUUUAAUGGUAUUAUUAUUUUUGAAAUGUUCAUGUUAAUCUAUGUAGUUCUAUGUGUGUGAUUGUUUCUGUAUUGCUGCUUUCUUGGCCAGGGCUCUCUUGAAAAAGAGAUUUUGAAUCUCAAUGUCACUUCCUAGUUAAAUAAAGGUUUAAAAAAAUGAUUCAAUAAACUU